Aspergillus eucalypticola CBS 122712 is the source of this 2139-nucleotide messenger RNA. Its product is annotated as HET domain-containing protein. The record is from RefSeq and is a predicted model, not a curated record. NCBI's taxonomy places the organism in Eukaryota, Fungi, Ascomycota, Eurotiomycetes, Eurotiales, Aspergillaceae. The transcript has 2 exons. The coding region runs from base 1 to 2139 and encodes 712 amino acids.
AUGGUCCUCUUCAACUACUCCGAGCUUCAGCUCGGACCGAAUACUACCCGCCUCGUCCGUCUUCUACCAUCCGAGAAAGACAAUACCCCCAUAAGAUGCGAGCUCUUCACCUAUGUACUGCCAGAGAGCACUGGUAGAAAGCAUCUCUAUGAGGCGUUGUCCUACGUAUGGGGCAGCCAAAGCGAGACUCAAACAAUAACUGUGAAUGGGUGUGAUUUUCAGGUUACACGGAACCUUUAUACAGCCUUAUUACACCUGCGAAACCAUCAGCUGCAGAGAACAAUAUGGAUUGACGCAAUAAGUAUCAAUCAAGCGGAUGAUGAUGAGAAGAGCGAGCAGAUCCCUCUUAUGCGGUCGAUUUAUGCACAAGCUGAUCGCGUUCUUGUCUGGCUUGGAGAAGCUAUGCGGGAUGGUGAUGAAGCACUCAAAUUAAUUCAACGCUUGGCCGGGGAUAGAAGCCUAUGGGGUGAAGAGUCAUUGGAUCUAUGUUCAAGAUUAUCACAGCGCGAUUGGUUCAAACGUACAUGGGUACUUCAGGAGGUUGGUGUCGCCCGAUGCAUCUCUAUCCUCUGUGGGUCCGUGGAGAUCAAUGGGCAUGUUUUCUGUGAAGGACUCGAAAAUUGCAGAGUCCCGUUGCCAAGCUUUAUCUACCCAGUCCUUCACCUGAUCAAGGGCUCGUAUCUCCGACCAAGUUUUGAAAUUGAUUCACAUGGAACACUUGCUCUAGGUGAAUUGCUUGAUAUGUACCGCUUUCACAAGGCAAGUAUGCUACACGACAAAAUAUACUCCUUGCUAGGCCUGUGCGUUGAAAAUCCUGAUGAAGUCGGGUUAAAGCCCAACUAUCAUCUUCCAUGGAACGAGGUCUUCAAGCAGGCCAUUAUGCAUGUAUUCCCAAGUUCAUGCUCUGCGGAGACAUGGCCUGAGUCACCGGUUGCUGUGAUCAAAGGAAAAGGAUUGGUUCUAGGUUAUGUUGGCUAUGUUCAAAAGGGAAUUCUCAAGUCUGGCUUUCAACAGAUCGAGGUAAACUAUAAUGAAACCGCUCACUCACUAGGUUACCAAGAAAAAUGGGGCACUAAGUGGAGACUUAGAGUUUCUGCGGAGUCAGUUGAGAAAGGUAAUAUUAUCUUUCUAUUAAAGGGAGCCUCAAGUCCAAUCAUCGUUAGACUCUGCAGCGGUUAUUUCACUGUCGUCGUAAGCACAACAGCACUUCAGUCACAUGACGAUAUAGAAAGGUCUAAUGGGGUUUUUAUCCCAAAGGAUUUCCUUACAAAAGGCUCUCUUAACGACAUUGUCUUGGUUUGGGACAUAUCCUCAGCUGAUGGAGAAAAGACUAAAGCAUAUGACGACCAAAAUGACCUCAUCUACUUGGUACCACAUUACCAAGAGAAAGCAUCUGAGAAGAAAAAUAGACUACAAGAAAUAUCACUCAUCUCAGAAGGCAUCAUGAUACAUAUACUGCAACAAAAUAGGCCCAGCACUCUCAUGAAGGAGCUAUGCCAGAUCAUUCGACGUCAUGGAAUAGGCCGACAAGACCACGAUAUAUUAAUCAGGACAGAUUUAACAAACGGAGAAAUUUGUGGGAUUAUAAUCAUGGAGCAGCUCCUGAAACACUGUAGAGACAGCCUACUAGUCUCUAAGAAUGUGGUUGCGGCGGCAGCAGCAAAUGAGAAACUUUUGGGGUUCAUAGUACUGGAGCGACUCCAGAAAUACUGUGGAAAGCUACCGGUCACUGAGGAUGUGGUCAAGGCAGCAGCAGCAAAUAAAGGACUUUAUGGGUAUAGGAUCAUUAAGAAACUCCUGCAACACUGCGGAGAAAGCCUACCGGUCUCUGAAGAAGUAAUCAAGGAAGCAGCAGCAAAUAGGGGAUUUUAUGGGCAUAUGAUCAUGGAACAACUCCUAGAACAUUGUGGACGAGGAAGCAUAAUAGUCUCUGAAGAUGUGAUCAAGGCAGCAACAGCAUAUAGAGGUAAUUAUGCGGAUGAGAUCAAACGGCAGAGCCUGGAAGAUUUCGACAAGAGACUACCAGAUCUUGAUGAUCUGAUUGAGAAACUAGCAGCACAUAAAGAGCAUGGGCAGGAGCUACUCCUAGCUUUUGGAAAGUUAGUGGGCAACCAGAAUCUAGGAUGGGCUGCAGGAUGA